Messenger RNA from Bubalus bubalis (water buffalo), 2702 nucleotides. RefSeq names its product prolactin releasing hormone (gene PRLH). The record is from RefSeq and is a predicted model, not a curated record. Lineage: Eukaryota; Metazoa; Chordata; Mammalia; Artiodactyla; Bovidae. Gene Ontology annotation, molecular function: neuropeptide hormone activity; prolactin-releasing peptide receptor binding. Gene Ontology annotation, biological process: feeding behavior; G protein-coupled receptor signaling pathway; response to peptide hormone. The transcript is spliced from 2 exons. The coding region runs from base 166 to 531 and encodes 121 amino acids.
GACUGGGUGUGCACACGCGUGUAACCCCAUGCACACCUGCCGCACACCUGUGCACACCCAUGUGCGUGUACAUGCAUGUGUGCACACACUCACGCACAUCCACUCUGACACACACAGAGUGUGUGAGGCGUUACCCGAGGCACCCCGCUUUGCGCACACGCCCUCAUGUGCGCUCACCUUUGCCCCCAGGCUGCACCCUCCCAAGCGGGGCCUCUGCGAGGAGCAGCGAGUAGGAUGACGGCGGUGGGGGCCUGGCUCCUCUGCCUGCUGCUGCUGGGCCUGGCCCUGCAGGGGGCUGCCAGCAGAGCCCACCAGCACUCCAUGGAGAUCCGCACCCCUGACAUCAACCCUGCCUGGUACGCGGGCCGCGGGAUCCGGCCUGUGGGCCGCUUUGGCCGGCGGAGAGCUGCCCCGGGGGACAGACCCAGGCCUGGCUCCCGGCGCGUGCCGGCCUGCUUCCCCCUGGAAGGCGGCGCUGAGCCCUCCCGAGCCCUCCUGGGGCGGCUGAUGGCCCAGCUGGUCCAGGAGUAACAGCGGGAGCCUGCCCCCCACCCCUCCUCCUCCACCAGCCACCUUCCCUCCAGUCCUAAUAAAAGCAGCUGUCUUGUUCACAUGUGUCUGCAUGGCGACAGAGCACGCGGUGCUCUCCCUCACAGGAUGUUAGCCUGGAAGGACCCUCAGAGCCCAGCAGCCCAGAGGCUCCAGGACUCGCCCAAGGGCACCUGGCACUGAGCAGGGGGCUGGGGCGGCCUUGGCCACCUGCAGCCCAUGACAACCUCCAAGCCGCCCUGACCAGUUGCUCAGGCUGUGCACUGCAUGAGGCCGCUGUGCAGAGGCCCCAGGGAGGGCAUCACGGCCCCUCGGCCUCACCUGCCCCGCUCUCUGCUGCAGUUCUUUUUGCCUCCCUGUUGGUACUUGUGGAAGAGAAAGAAACAGGGGUGCUUGUCUCCAGUACUCUUGGAUUCGAGUAUUUCAGCCCCACCUGUGUCCCUUUCAAAUCGCACGGGGAUGCCCCUGCGUCCUGUUUCAGGCGGAGCUCGCUUUGGUGUCGGGGGCACACAGCCACUGAUGGGACAACUGAGCUCCAUCCCCACCUCCUGGGGGCCCCGGUUCCCACACGAAUCUGGGCCUGUGAACACCCUCCUCAGUCCUGAGCUUGGGUGGCGCGGCCCCUGUGUACCUGCCAACAGGUGUGCAUGCUCUGUGAGCAUAAACCCCCUUCCCCAAGGUGUGCCCACCCCUCCAGCGCUGGGGCCAGGAGCGGGCGGGCAGGUUUAACCAGUUGCUUCUGAACCCAGAGCUCAGGCCCGUCAGGCCUCUGCCUGCACCCUGCCUGCAGGAUCUCAGGAACCCCCAGGCCUCGGGACUCCUUCCAUCCACACUCAGCAGGGGCAGGGACACAGAGCCAGCCUGCAGGACCCCGGCCCGGCUGCCCUGCCCAGAUAGAGGAAGGCAGGGGUCCACGCUCACUGGCCAGCUGGAGGAGGCUAAACUGGCCCAGACCGCCCGGAUUGGGCUGGGUCAGGGCUGCCCCCUCCCCAGCCCCAGGGAGGCUGGAGGGAGGGCAGGGGCCAGUCCCCCCCCAAGGAGAGAGCUCCUGCUCGGUCAGCACUGCCCCAGGCUGGACGCGCACGUAGGAACAGGAGUGCGGCCAGUCCCCUCCCAGGGCAGGCAGGUGCUGGGCCCGGCCCAGAAGCAUGGAGGACCAAGGAAAGCAGUUCAACCCUAAGUGACCACAUGGCCCCCUCCCACCCGUGGGGACACUCCCCAGGAGCUGAGAACCGCUGUUCAAACACUUAUAUAGGACAGUUCCCAGCAGCACAACGGCCAAAAAAGGUAGAAACAACCCCAACCCCCAUCAACAGAUAAAUGGAUACCAAAACGCGGUCUACGCACACGUACCACGGCUUAUUACUCAGCCACGGAAAGGAGUGACGCUCUGCCUGAUGCUGCCACAUGGGGGAAUCGUGAACACAGGACGCAGCACGGCAGAAGCCGGGCACCAAAGGCCCCUCGCUCAUGAUUCCAUUUACAAAGGUCCGGGGAGGCAAGUCCACAGGCAGAAAGUGGUCUGGUGGCUGCCGGGGGCUGCUCCAUGGAUGCAGGGCUUCCUUUAGGGGUUGAAAGUGUCUGGGAACUUGGCCAAGGUGGUAACCAGGCUAAACGCCACUCAGCUGCGCACUUUAAAUAGAAGCACUCACAGCCCCAUGUGCUGCAGACAUGGAAACAUCAGUGUGGCAAAGGGCUCCGGAUUCCAGCCACACAGUACCUGGUACCCAGUCAGGGCAGCCCCUGGAACACAUCUUCUGGGCCCAGAGAGUCGGGGAGAUGGGAUAUUUUAUGUAUUCUCCAAACUCCUACUAUGGAAGUUUUAAACACACAAGAAAGUUCAAAAAUAUUAUGAUGAUAACUUAUAUCCUCCACUUAAUUUUUUUUUUUUUUUUUUUUUUUGGCUUCAAGGCAUGUGGGCUUUUAGUUCCCUGACCGGGAAUCGAACUGGCUCAUUGAAAGCACAGAGUCUUAACCACUGGACUCCCAGGGAAGUCCCUACCCUCCAUUUAUAAUAGCUGGAGUCUGAGAAAAUGUAACAAGCCCUUAGAAGUGAAAGUGAAAGUGGCUCAGUUGUAUCCAACUCCUUGUGACCCCAUGGACUAUACAGCCCAUGGGAUUCUCCAGGCCAGAAUACUGGGGCCUUUCCCUUC